AUGAUUUCCCGACAGAUAAGGAGACAUACUCUACGGCUUCGAUUGGAGUUUUGCAUAAGAACCACUAAUAAAACUGGACUUGAGUGUGAUGCCCCUGCUGUCUCCAUGGUGCGUUCUUUUCGAAUUUGGAAUUUCUCAGAGAAGAGAGCAUGUGAUACUAAACAAGAUUUGGCUUUGUAUCGCAAUUCAGUCAUACCCCAAAACUCUCUGUCUGCUCAAGAGAAAGCUCAACUAACACAGUUCAUGGUUAUUAUGGAUUUGCGAACAGAUGACAAUAUUCACAGAGUAGCAAAUAAACAACAAAUAUUGGACGAGCUAUUCCAUUUGAUGUUGACAAGCUCUCAAUACUCAAAAAAAUAUGCAAAUUUAAUAAGGAACUACAGUGCCUCUAUUGCUAGAAUAUUCUACCGCAAUGCGGAGUAUGAGAAAUGCUAUGAAUGUCUAAGGCUGAGCAGGAAUAGUGAUAUAAGUCCGGCCAUAUACGCAGGCACCCUUUUAAUGCUUGGAAAAGAACUGGAGUUUGAGUCUUUUAUUUGUGGAAGGAGUAUUCUUACCCAAUGUUCUAUUCACCAAGUUGAUCAACUAAUUAGAACGGUGGUUCAAUUUUACUCUAAUAACAAACUCGACUGGGAAAAAUCUCUCAGAUAUUGGGCGUUGAUAUGCUAUCGCAUUUAUGGACACCUUGAAUUACUUGACAACCAAGUUUACAGGCAAAACUUAGUUGCUCUUGGCACAAUAUUAGAUGGAUACUUCUUGAGUUGCAGGGUCACAGCAAAUGCACAAAAAAGAACCAAAUACAUCAAGUUAGACGAAGGUAAGUUUUCCAAUUUAAUUGGUGAUCUUGAUACAGUUACUUUUGCUCAACUAUUGACGACAAUAAUGAAGCACUGCGUUUAUCAUGGUGAUAGACCCAAAAGACUGGAGUUUGUCUUGAAACUUUGGCGAUUUAAGAAGGAGAGAAAGCUUCCUUUGGUUUCACAAGAUUUAACUUCUUCUAUGAGAGCACUAGUUGAGUUUAACCAAUUUGAAGAUGCAUUUCGAUUGCAUGAAUUACAUCCAGAACUACACGAUGAUAGUCAAUUUGACAGUCUUCUAAGGUGUCAUGGCUCUUUGAACGAAUGGAAUAAAAUGCAAAAGCAGUUUGAGGAUCUUUUUGGUAAAGGAGAACUACCUAGCAUUUACCAUUAUGGGAUUGUGAUGAAUGCCCUUGGGAAUCGUGGAGAAAUCAAAGCUGUUGAGAUGCUGUAUGAACAACUGUUAACCAGAGGCAUGAUUCCAAAUGCUCAUAUUUUAGCAGCAUUGAUGAAAUGUCAAAUCACUUAUGGUGAUUUUGAGGGGGCGAUCCAAACUUUUAACGACAAGUUUAGCCAGUUCAAUAUUCGCAAAAACGGCUACAUUUAUUGGCUUAUCUUCCAAGCUUACAAAGGUCUCGGUAAUAUACAUGAACCCUUUGAAAUUGUUAAACAGCUUGUUAAAUCAGAUCGUAUCCAAACCCUCUCUCAUAAAGACUUACUUCCCCUGAUGGGAAUAUGCAGAAGGCUUGGGGAUCACUUAAAUGCUUCCUUUUUGUACUUCCGAUUCUUUCCCUCAAUUGGAAUACAGCCGAACCUUAAGAUGACCUUAGAAUUUAUUGAAACAUGUCUCAAAGCACGAAAAUUGGGUUUAGCUGAUUUUCUUAUCAAGAAAAUUUUGAAGAGCUUUCACAACAGCGAUCGUUUUUCAACCAACUUUCAUAAUAGCAUUAUAAACUUUCAUUUGACCUCUAAAAACUAUCAGAAGGCAAUCCGCCAUUUUAACGAGAACAUGAUUCAAAACCCAAAAAUCAAACCUAAUGGUAGAACUUUUGGCCUUCUUAUAGAAAUCCUAAUACUAGCAAAGCGAUUCAAACAAGUAUGCAAACUAUUUGUCACUAUGCAAAAGUGGGUAGUCCCAUCCGAAUAUCACUAUGCUACCGCUAUGAGGACCGCUUUGAAACUUGGUAACGGGAAACUGGCUUUGAAGUACUACAAUCAGAUGCUUUUUAAGAAAGUUUCUCCUGGUCUUUCGUCGUAUGUUUAUCUUAUCCGUGCGCUUAUAAGUAACGUUCCGGUUAACAAGGAUGAAGUCCUCAACAGCAAAACACAAUCAGUCAUAACAAGUAUACUAGAUGAUCUUAUUGAGCAAAAGAAGAAAGAGACUCUGUCUCAGCCUAUUAAAUAUCUUCCUUUGCAGUUGGUGGUACCUUUUAUUAAAAACAUUUCCAGUUAUUUAUUCUUAGAAGCUCUACUUGCAAUCUAUGCAGAAGAAGCCAAUUGGCAAAUUUUUGAGCUAAUUUUCGAUCUGUAUGUCAAAAGUUUGGCGACACAGUUAAACCGCCCCGUUGAAAAAGAUUCGGACUUUUCAGAUUCGAAUGUUCGUGCAGCUUAUCUUGUGGCAAAUAGGUUGUCUACUGUGUGGGCCGUUAAGCUGAGGCAUAUGAUACAGGUUAAGAACUACAAAUCUAUCAUUCCUCUCUUACGUCAUUUAGAAUCAAUCGGCUUCAAGCUUUCGAACUAUGCCAUGAAUGAAACAGCUAGAUCGCUUUUGAUACAUCACACCACUUUGGAAGAUGCCUUAGAGUUUAUUGAAGGUCGUUUGAUCAAAGGUUAUCUUUUUCUGAAAUCUAAGAGAAAAUUGGUAAGAGAAAAACAAUCCGAGUUGGACAGGUCAGCUCUCCAAACUAUGUUGCGCCUCAGGCCGCAUACUUCCUAUUACUUGAGCGGAGCAACAUACUUUCAGACACUGCGUGCGAUAGAGAAAUUUAUAUCUCAGCGCGUUGAAGGUAAGGAGCGUGCUCAAGUUCUCAUGAGGUUUAAACAUUUAUAUCCCAUGACUAUGGCCCGAUAUGAUGAUAAUAUAUCGCAACUUGACGAAUGGGAACGGAUAACGCAGGAGAACAGGUCGCUUGAUUUCAAAAUCAAAAAGAAAAACCCUGCAGUUAGACCAGAACGAUUGGUACCACAUGUGUUGCAGACAAAGAAGAAUACUGCAAACGAUGAUGGGGAGCCUGUAUCACCUGUACAUAUAGAAGCUAGACACAAUUAA
Messenger RNA from Komagataella phaffii GS115, 3063 nucleotides. Its product is annotated as Specific translational activator for the COX1 mRNA. The transcript is spliced from 2 exons. Gene Ontology annotation, molecular function: protein binding. The record is from RefSeq and is a predicted model, not a curated record. Bases 1 to 3063 code for a protein of 1020 amino acids. NCBI's taxonomy places the organism in Eukaryota, Fungi, Ascomycota, Pichiomycetes, Pichiales, Pichiaceae.